Cyphomyrmex costatus is the source of this 10620-nucleotide messenger RNA. Its product is annotated as protein PFC0760c. The transcript is spliced from 10 exons. Gene Ontology annotation, cellular component: extracellular matrix. Lineage: Eukaryota; Metazoa; Arthropoda; Insecta; Hymenoptera; Formicidae. The record is from RefSeq and is a predicted model, not a curated record. The coding region runs from base 1 to 10620 and encodes 3539 amino acids.
AUGAAAAGUUAUCGGGAAUAUGUUUGCUUGCUUUUGCGAGUAAUUCCUUUUGUCACGAAUUGCCUCGCGGAAAAUCUGAUACUUAACAUAAAUGUCAAGAAACUGAUUGCAGUAACCGAUCACGCAUUUCUCAGUUUCACUCUGGAUCCAGCAACAUUGCAGUACAAUGACUUUAUCAAAAAUAUUGAGAAAAGCACGAAUUUGGCGCGAGGGUUAGCACCUGCUUACAUCCGCCUUGGAGGACCACAAAGCAAUUUUUACAAUUUUGAACAAGUACAUUCGCACGAGGUUAAUACAGAUCCAAAUAACAUGCAUUUUGGAACGCAAUGGACAUUUAUUUAUCAAUGGGCAAAGAACGCCGGAUUAGAUGUAAUCGCAUGCAUCAGUCCUCAUUAUAUUGACAAAGAAUUGAAAACGGAUUCCACGGAUCCUAGGAAUAUAGCAGAACUUCUCUCUUUCAGCGAUCGCAUGGGUUACAACAUCAGUUGGCAAUUGGGGUAUGAAUGCCAGACGAGAUGCAACUUAUCUGGCGGAGAUCUAGGACAAUACGUCGCCAACUUGCACGAAAUACUGAAAACUUUUCCAAGAUAUUCUAAUAGUUUAAUCACGGGACCAGAUAUUUUAGCAUACAGAACAGCGUAUCAACAGAAAUACCUUCAGGAUUAUUUACAUUCGGCAAAUGCUGCGCUUUCUGCGAUUACAUGGCAUCCCAAUUUGGAUAGCGUUCCUUUAAGUGAUAAUAAUAUUUCGAUAUAUUAUGAUAACCUGAUUGCCGAAAAAGAUGAGUUGUACAAAAUCAUUAAUCACGUAGGAAAAAAACCAUUAUGGAUUGUCGGUCGUGAAGUUUUGGAACUAAAGCUUCAAUCCAACAGUGAAAGUUACGUGCACUUUUACAGUCAAUGCACAAAACCGUCAGCGCUGUACGGUAAAGGAGCUGUUACGAUUUUCGGUAUAAAUUUAACACCGAAGACAGUGACUACUAGUCUAAAAGGUCUUAAAAUAAAAAUUCUUCACAAGUAUAUUCUAUUACCAGAGUUUGAAAUUGCAAAUAAAAUGAUUUCAGAGAAAGUUUUGUUGAAUAAUGAACCACUUAAUUUAAAAAACGAUAAAAAUUUGCCUGAUAUAUAUCCUGAAAUUAUUAUCAAUCCUGAUGGUCUUGAACUAGAACUGCCUUCUGGCGGCAUAGGUUUCUGGAUUAUACCUAAUGCAAAGGUAAAAGCUUGCACUUGUUCUGAAGAAGAAAUAAUCGGGGACAAUACAGUGAAGAAAUUAUCGAAACGGCAUGAAAAUAACAUUCAACAACUUAAUCAAGAAAAAGAAGAAGAUAUAAAUCAGUCAAAUUUAAAAAAUGAAAAGGUUUACGAUAAACAAGAUAAUGAAACACAACAAAACGUAGAAAAUAUAAGUAACAAAAAUCAGCAGAAAGCCUGGAGUUCUAAAUUACUGGACAAAAUGACAAAUUUUUUACAAAAAAGAUUACAAAAGAUAAAUAAAAAUGAUUCCUCGCAAAAAUCAGUCGUAUUUAAUUUGGAAGAAAAAAAAAAAUCGUCUGAAGAAAUAGAAGAACAACAAAAUUUAGACUCAAAAAAGUUAAAAAAAACGGAAAUUGAUGAUAAGUUUAAAAAUAUUCAACAUUUAUUAAAUAAGUAUAAAAGGAUUCUAUUAGAGAAGAAGACUAUGAUGGAUACCAAAAAUAUUCAACUUUUCCAACUAGAAAUAAAAAAUAUUGAUAAUGUUAUGAUGUUAAUAUCAAAAAUUGAUGCUUUUAUCCUUUAUAACAUAACUUUAAAAGAAUCAGAUACGAGCGAAAUCAAACAUAAAACACAAAAUAAAGAAGAGCUAAUAAUUAAAAUAAAUAAAAAAUUAAAAGAAUAUUUAAGCGAAUUAGAGAAUUCAGUUGAAAUAAAGACAAAUAUAAUUAAAAAAAUAGAAAAAAAUUUCAAUAAACUUUAUAAUUUAUUAGAAUACAACGAUUUAACAAAGGACAACAAAAAUAGUCAAGUCUUUAAUCAUAAAGAUUUAAUGGAGCAAAAAAAAUUUAAAAGACAUUUGGAUAAAAAAUCGAAAAAUUCUCAAAAAAAUAGUAUACUUGAAAAACCUCAAAAAAAUAACUUAAAAGAUUAUGUGAUUAAACAGAAAAUACAACAGAAAAAUGAUAAUAAUAUAGAUAACGUAAAAAAAAAUUUUAUUAAUAGUAAAAAUAAAUAUGACAAUCCGCUUCAACGAGAUCCUGUUAAAAGAUUUUUCAAAAACGAUGCUUUUGAAAAUGCUAACCGCCAUACUAAUCAUCAACAUUUGGUUCAAGAAAAUAAUAAAAUAAAAAAUGACAAUAUCUGCAGAAAGUACUCUAAAAUUAAUGAUAUGGAAAAAUAUCAAAAUUUAAUACAAGAAAGAAUGAAGAGAGACAAUACCAAAAAAUGGGUUGAGACAGAUCUGAAAGAAGAUAGUGCAUCCAGGAAACACUCAAGAAUCGACGAUUUGACAAAUUACGUAAAUGAAAGAAAGAUGAAACCGAAAGACGGUGUUAGAAGGGAAUUAUUGCUUCCAUUUAAUCCAAGAAUUGAUAGCGAUGAAAAUAAUUUUUACGGUUUCUUUCGGCAAGAUCCUGUUAAAGGAUUCCCUGAGGGUGACAUUUUUGUGACUGCAGGAGAUUCAUUAGAGCAAACUGAUGAUGGUUACGAUUAUGUUAAAAAUGAAGAUAACAAUAAUAAUAAUGGUUUAAAGAAAAAGAAUACACAACAUAGUCAAAAAUCGACAUUAGAUCAUGCGAAAGAUAAUACUUGGAUUGAAGAAGUUAAAGAUGAUCAUUGCGAUUACACACCAAAUGAAUUCUUUGAAAAUAUACAAUCAUCUAAUAUAAAGAUACAAGAAAACUCCAAAAAUUAUGAUGAUCUAGGGGAAGCAGAAUUUCUUUCUGAAGUACAUAAUAACAAUAAUAAAAAUAAUAAUAAAAUUGCUAUCACAAAAAUUAUUCGAAAACAGCCACUUAAUGAAGAAAACGAAAAGCAUAUUAAAAAAACGAGAAUUCAACGGUUAGUUCACUACUACGAUGAUUUAAAAAAACAAGAAUUUAAUCGGGAUAAACUACAAUCAGCUUCAAGAUAUCCUUCGACGUCUUUUAAUCAUCUUCUCAAAAUACCAAAUUCCAAUAUUAAUUAUCAAGAGUCGAAUGUAAAAUUUGAAGGAGCAAAAUUGAAAAAGAAACCAGAAUCAAAAAUUUCAAAUUUUUUUUAUCCACCUUCUGAAGCUUCUACUAUCAGAUACAAUUAUAAUAAUAAUUAUCAAAUUUCAAAUAUGAAUUACGAUACAUUAAAAGAAAAAAAUGGCUUCGAUAAAGACAUAGAUAGUAGUGAUAAUGCAAAAAUAACUGAAUAUUCUAGACCUAAUCUGUAUGCAGAACAUUCUGUUUAUAAUAAUAUUUUUCAUAAUAAAAGAAAUAAAAGAAGUAAUUCGGAAGAGCUCCGAAAGAUUUUUGUUCAAGAAAUAGUUAAGGAAGACGAAGAAAACGCAAGAGAUUGUCAUUGCAGGAUCAUUCGAGCUUCUGAUUCGCCAAAGAAGCUUUACUAUCAUCGUAUGAAACGAAAUAUUUUAGUACCUACAGCCAAGGUUACAGAUACUUCUUUAGAAAAUACAAAUGAAAGUGCAAAUGUAGCACAAUUCCUAAAGGGUCUUACAACAGAAGAAGAGUACCAAGAAAUUAUGACAGGGGACAUACUUCCAAGUACAAGCGAUAUUGAGCCUGAUUAUGAAGAAAAUGAUAUAACUACUAAAUCUGUAAUCACGGAAUUAAGAAAAUUGAAUCAUAACUUGAGUAAUACAGCGCAUGAAGUUAAUAAUGCGAAGAAAUCUACAACUAAUCUAUUACCUGUAGAUUUAGAUUCAAAACUUUCUAUAAAUAAUAAUGAUAGUGUUAAGUACAUUACAGAGGAAACGUUUUUUCGUACCCAAGAUAUUCAAUCAGAAAACAAGACAAAGACGUAUGAUUCUCCACAAAUUAUUUCUAAAACUUUUUCAGAAAAUAAAAAUGUUCGGGAAGAAAUUCCUAUCUCAACUACUAACAACGCCCAAGAAACAAUCUACAAAAAAAUACAAGAACUCAACAAAAAGGAACCCGAUAGUUCAAUCUAUCCAACAAUCACCGAAGAUAAUAAAAACGAAGAAGGGAACAACAAUAAUUAUAAAAUUAGUUUGAAGUCAAUUAAUCCUCUCAAAGAAACAACAAAAGGAAUUGUCGAGCAAGUAACAAUGGAAACAAUUUUAUUAAAGCGAGCAGCAAGUACUGCAAUCGAUAACACAAAAUCGAAUGAAUUACUAAUAAAAUCAAAGUUACUACGAAACACACACAUAGAAGACAAUCAGAAUAGUGAAUCUGCUUGGAUACCAUUGGGGAAAGAUGCCAACAUGAGAAGAUUAAAGACUAAACUGCAAAAUCUUCCUCAAACAUCAUUAGGACUCACUAGAUACGAAAAACAUUUGACCAAACGCGCAGAGCAGACUGAUAUAAAGCUGAAAGAAAAAUUAUAUGCAAGACGGGAGAAAUUGUUGCAUCAAUAUCAAAAUAAGCUAACAAAAAUUGCUAACGAACAGAAAAGAAAUUUGAAGAGAAAAGAAGGCGAUGAUAAUUUUCGUCGAUUAAUAGAUAUAUUAGAUAUUCAUCAAGUUUUUGCAAAAUUGAAAUCUGGCAAAGCCCAACAUCAAGUUUCUAGAUUACAAGAAUACAUAAAAAAAUUGCCAAUCAAAGAUUAUUAUGAUCAGGAACGUACUAAUAGUACUAAUAAUCUAGAUAAACAAAAACAAUAUGAUCUAUCGAAGAAACUCCCAGAAUUUGCACAAGUCUGGUUGAUUUCUCUUAAUCGAAGGAAUGUCGAUCAAGCUAACAAUAAAGAAAUAAACAAAUUAAACGAUAUACAUAAAAAUUUUAAAGCAGAUAGAGAUAAUUUGAAUUCGACAUUUGCAAUAAAUGAAACAAUAGAAUUUAUAAAAAGUUUUGGAAUUGAAAGGAAGAUAGAAAAUAAAGAAUUUGACAGUUCUAAUGAUAAAAAAAGAAACAUAAUGCAUUCAGAAACAACUGAAGAUGCUGAAGAUGUAAAAACUAAAAAAUACGAAAACGUUGAAAUGACAAAGCAUGAAAAAAUUAAUGAGUCUUACAAUAUAAAUGAUAAAGUAGAAAAUAAUUUAAAUAUUACAAUGUUUAACAAUAAUAAAACAGUCGAACAUGUAAAAAAUAUUGAAGAUAAUGCUAAAGAGGAAGAACUUGGAAAAAAGAACUCACGAUUGUCGACAAUUCUACCCUAUCCAUCAUUAUAUAACGAUGAACUUAUAAAAGAUAAAUCAAAGAGAUCUCUGAUUUUAUUAAUGCCAGUAUCACAAACACAAAAUAAACAUGAAAAAUCAAAGGAAAUGGUUCAAAAAUCAAAGCGUUGCGGUACACAUAAAAAAAAUGGAUUUUUGUCAUCGACAAAAGAAAAUAAUACUACAGCAAACACAGCUGAUAAAAAUAUUAACGUGGAAACCUUCCAGAAAAAUUCAAAUAACCAUACUGUAAAAAAUACAAAAAACUCUCCGAAAAACUCAGCGACAUCAAAAAGAAUGGUAGUUAAUACAAAUGAAGAUAGAACUCUUUCACCGUUUAAGGAUAAUCUAAAUGCGAAGGAUAUGGUUAUAAAUUUGAAAUUUCCAGAAAAGACAAAGAAAUGCAAUACAGAUAAAUAUAUUUGUCAUUGCGAAGAAGAGAAUUGUUCUUCUAGCUCAUCCAAAGAAAGUUCUUCAGAAACAUUAGGUUCCUCCAGAGACGAACCUAAAAGAAUAAAUCAUCAAGAAAGACUAACAAAACAUGAAAACGCGAAAACAAAUAUCUUACAACAACAAUCGCCAAACUUAUAUUAUGAAAAUCCUUAUAAAUUACCCUUUUCUAAUUUAAUCAAUUAUUUCCCAAUACAACCUUAUUCAGAAAAACUAAAUGUCCCGCCUGUACCAGUCCUAUAUGGAAUAACGCCAAAUGUUUUAUCUCACAUGAUUAGAAAUAAAGGAAAAUAUAUUGAUGUCGGAAUUCCUUUUAUUCCAUUUCAGGGCGAACCAAAUAAUUAUCUAGUUAGAAAUAAUCAAUAUCAACCGAUUAUUCAUAAAAAACCGUGCAUUUGCUCACCUAUAAUAACCAAUUCAGCUGAAAGUUCCAUGUCAGUUACUAAUUCACCUUCAACAGAUUAUGUUGAUACGACAACUAAUAAGGAAAUAACAAAAGAUCUUGAGUCAAACGAUCCAAUUGAUAUCACUGAAGAAGAUCAAGAACAUUCUCCUGAAUUAACCACAGGAGUUUCAAAUGUAGAUACAUCAACCGAUUCAGAAGCAGAAACUAAUUUAAAUUUGACUGAUGCAGCAGAAGAAGAUAACACUGUAAGUCCUUCUAAUUUAAAUAAAAUUGUGCAGAAAUCAAAAGAUUUUACCAAACAAACGGAAAGAAAUCUAGAUGAUUCUUCUAAAUUAACGACAUAUUCAGCAGAUAAUGUUGAUACGAACAGGGAACCUUUCGUUACCUACGAUAUAACAAAUGGUGGAAAAUUUAUAAAUAUAGACGAAUGCAUAAAACUAUUUGGUCGCGAUGUGUGCGUACUCAGUGCAAUAUCACCAAAUAUACUUUCUAAACAGGCACAAGAAAAUAAUCCUAACAAAUAUACUACGAUUAGAAUUCCAGAAUAUGCCACGCAAAUAUCCUCUAGAGAAGACAUUAAUCAUUCAGAUAAACUCGAAGCGACUGAUCCGUACUUUGGAUCGGAGUCAUCCACUAAUAAAAUUAAUAAAUCAAAUAUUAAUGAAUAUCUUGAUUCAACAAGUAUAAAAUCAAAUGCUGAUAUUGAUGAAGAUUCUUUGCGUGAAUUUCAUCCAGAAUCUACGAAACAGAUUUCUAAGUCAAAUAUCAAUCAUGAUAAAAAUACACCACUUAAUACUGUAAAAAAAUCACAUGCUCUAAUGAAGAAAUUGAUGGAUCCGCGCGCGACAAUUGAUAAAACUACGACGGAAAAAAGUAAAUUGUUAGGAAAAAGUAAAAGUCAUAAAACUAAAUUAUUAUUAAAUCCAAGUGAUGAGGAAACAGUAAAUCCAACAUCAAGUGAGAAGUUCCUUUAUUCUACUCCUUCAUAUAAAUCUAAGAGUGGUAAAGUAAAUAAGUCGAAAGUUAAUCAACAGAAUCAGAUAACAAGUACAAAAUCUAAUUCAAGUACUUCUCAAGAAGAGACAACAACAGUUAUUAAUUACGACUCUAAAACCGAUUCUAAAGAGCAAGAUAAAAACUAUCUAAAAGAAUCAAAUGCGGAUAUUUAUUCUGAAAAGGAAAUCCCUCAAGAACAUUUUGAAGAAGAAACUACAACUUGCUCUAAUUUUAAAACUACAGAUAAUUUUACAGAGGAAACGGAAAAAGAAAUAAUAGGAAUAGAAACUAGCAUCAAGCCAGAAGAGAUUUCUCAAGAACAAUUUACGACAAUGCAUUAUUUUGACGAUAAAAAAUCAAAUAAUUUAAACAAGAAAGAAAAUAUCACCAAUAAUAUCAAAACGACUGAUUUAUCAAUAAAUAAACUACCAUUUUGUGAUAAUACCUUGCUUUUAAAUUCUAUUAGGAAGGUCAUUAAUGACUUUACGUUGGAUACUCGUUUAGCAAAAACAAGAGAUUUUGAUGAAAAUAUUCUUCAGACGCAAGGUCAAAAUUUAUUGCCAGAAAUCUUGCAAAUUCCAAAUCUCAAUGACAUCUUGUUGUUGCCACAGAUAGAAAAUACAAUUUUAGAAAAGGUAAAAAAUGUUUUAUCCUACGUCACAGCUAUUCCUAGAGAAGCUUUCACAAACCAGUGGUCGCAUGGUGUAAUUACAAAUACUCUACACAGUAUAUUAGAUGCACUUUCUGGUUUUCAUCACAAACUUCCACCGAUGACGCUUGCAGAACAUCAAUUUAAAGAUGGACAAUGGAAGACCAAUUUAGUGACUUUAGCUCCAAUUUUAGAUCAAAAGUUAUCGAUAGCAGCACCGACAAAUUUGCGUAAGAUCAUCAAAGAUCUUUUAAGCUCUCCGGCAAUUGCAUCGCAAAUAAAUCAGGAUAUCGUGCGGAACAUAAUUGUACAAAGCGUGAAAAAUAAUUUAACUAACGAUGAAGAUGAUAAACUAGAUAAUUUAAUAAGUCAUGAACUAAAUGACAUUCUCCAAAUGUUCAAAAAUUCAGAAGAUACUUAUGCAUUAGGAGAAAGCAGUGAAGUUAUUAGUGACGAGACAGAUACGGACACGACUUAUAUGCAAGAAAUAGUAACAAGUAGUUACGAACUAGGAAGAAAAGUUGAUAAUUCAAUAUCAAAUAGCAAACAGAAUGUUGAUGUGAAACAAAAAGAUACAAAAAUAAACAAUAAAGAAACACGUACCAAUCAGAAAGCUAAGAAAAUAUUAAAAAAUAAUGCAAACAUAUUGACUACUUCUGAAUUUCCACAAUUAUUACAAUUAUAUGAGAAAAAAGAAAAAGAAGAAUCAACAAACGAAGGCAAAAUAAAAGAAGAUAUUAGAAAUCAAAUUUUAAAGAAGAUAGGUGGACAAAAUGAUGCAGAAAAGAAAAUAGCUGAGUCACUAAAACCCAAAAUAAUUUAUCACAAAGCUAUAUUACAUAAUAAUCUAAACCUAUUGGAACCAAAUUCAACAGAAGCUGAACAAUAUAUAAAAAAUCAUCCCAUCGAUAAAGAAAGUAAUAAAGAAACAACAACGAUUACAAAUUUUAUGCAAGAAACACCCAAUUACGUAUCGGAUAACAAAAUUUUAGAAAAUAUAGCAGGAACUAAGGAUAUGGAAGAAGUAAAUACAUUAAAUAAAAAUACUUUAACUACUACAACUGAUAAGAUUGAUCCACUAAUAAUAUUAGAAAGAAUUAAAUUUAAUUUUCCACCAAUAAAGUAUUAUUCGCCUGAAAUUUUAAAAUAUGCAACAAAUCGUAUCGAUGAUAAAAAUGUUGAAAUUACGACAGCAUCUACAAACAUUGUACAAAAACCUUCAUCCAAUUAUGCACAAGACGACACUCUAUUACAAAAUACAACAGAAACUAAAGAAGAAAACGAAACAGAAUUCGGUCUAACUACUACAUCUGGUAAUUUAAUUUCAUCCACAAAUGGAGAAUAUAAACCUACAAUUAUUUCUUUAACAGAUAAUAUUUUAGAGCCGCAACAACACAAUUUCACAGAAAAUAACAUUAAAAUUCACGAAGUUACUACGGAGAUUCAAAGAACUUACGCAAAAACUAAGUACUUCAAGGCAGGGCUUUCUGGUGAUGAUAGUUCAAGAAUUAGUCAGCCUUCAUUAGCUGGUGAAACUGCAAAUAUACGUAUAAAUAAUGAUAAUGAAGACAGUAAUGGCAAUAGCAAUAACGAUAAUAACAAUCUAAUUAAUGAGAUGAAUAAUACUGAAGAUGUCAUAAAAGCAAAAAAAGUGAUCGUUUCUUCUUCUAAAUUAUCUGCCGUAAACGAUAACUACUCUUCUGAGUUAUUUCCUUCAUCAAUUGCUCCUGAUAAUAUCUUGGAACUUCAGAGAUCGCAACUUUAUUACAUCAAUAAUGGCGUAAGACUACCGCUAGAAAUAAAGAGAUUGGAAGAUGGUUCUUAUGCAUUAAUGAUCUCCAAAAAUAUAUGCGAGCAAAUUCUAACAAGAAAAUGUCCCUGCUGCGUACCGCUGCAAGGACAUAUAGUUCGAUUAUUAAAAAAUCAACAAGAAGAUAUGCAUGCGAUGACAACAAGUAUGAAAAAAAAAGAUCGAGAAAAUAUAUUAGGAAAUAACAGAUAUCAGUUUCAACCAUUUAACGCAGUGACGAGGAAAAGCAUCCUAAAGGAACAAAAAUUAAAGAAUAAAGAAGAAAAAGAAAACAGAAUUAACGAGCAUUACUUAUGGAAACAAAAUGAUGAUAAUCUCGCAAUGAUUUCAAUGCCCGUCAUCAAUUUCGCAAAAAAAUAUAAUUUAUCGCUUGAUUUCAAUAAAGAAAAAAUAUUAUUAAAUAAAACUGAGUUGCAAAACAAAAUACAGAAUUAUAAUAACCCAAUAAUAGAAUCCAUGGAAGAAAUUGAACAUCAAUCAGAAAAAAAGAACGUUAAUAAUUAUGACAAUAUAAAAAAAGAUGGAUUAUCGGAUGAAAAUAAUAUUGACGCAAUUGAUAAAUUUUCAGAUUUGAUAAAUUCGCGCAAGAAAAAGAAUAUUCCGAAUAUGAAUUUCCCAAUACUUCCCAUUACUCAAAGAAUUUUUAAUUUUGGAAAGAAUUCUAAAGAAUUUGAAGUACGAAAGGUAAAUGCAGAAAUGAAUCAGUCGAAAGUAGAUCAAGAAUUAAAGCUAACUGAAGUUGAAAAUACAAACAAUGUUCAAAAUACUGUACAGAAGAUAAAUUUCAAGAAUCAAGGGAACCUUAUACCUAAAGAAAUUAAUAUUUCCGAAGACUCCAAGAUAAGCAAAGAAGAACAAAAAUGGGACAAAUUAUUGGAUAUUGCUGAAGAAAAUUUUAGAGGAAAUAUUGAAAAGACAUACAGAUAUCAACGAAAUGCGAAUGACGUUGAAAAUAAAGGAACAGAAUUAAUAAAAUCAAUGCUUUAUUGGCUCAAAGGACUUUUCGUAGAUAGUUAA